Dracunculus medinensis (Guinea worm) is the source of this 1176-nucleotide messenger RNA. Lineage: Eukaryota; Metazoa; Nematoda; Chromadorea; Rhabditida; Dracunculidae. The record is from the annotation of a GenBank genome assembly.
AUGAAGACAGGAGAGUUUGCAUAUACUCAGUGUAUAUGUGAUAGGGAAGAACUAAAUUAUAUAUGCUCACCAUUACAUCGUUCCACUGGUUAUCAGAUGGAAAGUUUUUUGCCAAGUGGUCUUGUGAACAAAAAUAUGGCUGAUCCACAGCACAAACCAGAUUUUAUUAAUAAUUGGAUUAUUCUUGCCAGAGCUAUGUUAUGCUUAGUUUUUACGGCUUUUCAAGGUUCGUUUUCUUUAACUUUUAUGCAUUUAUUUGUUAGUUGUCGCCAGGGCUCAGGGGCACAAGUGCUUGGCCAGUUAGUCGACGACUUUUUAUCGGAAAAUUUGAAGAAUUUUAACGAGAGAAUCUAUGAAUUGGAUCUUGAAAAGCUCCAAACAUUUUGGCACAUGGGAAUGAUUAGAGGAUUUCUAAAGGCAAAAGGACGUUCGUUAUGUGCGAAAUUAUUAAAAAUUGAUUGCAUUAUUUAUAUAAAUUGCGAGAAAGAUGCUCGAUCUGUCGUACAGUUAUCACGAUGUGUCGUUGGCUUAAUGGAUGCAAAAAAUCGCUAUAAAUUGUCUGUGACGGAAAAGAAAGCGAAAGCUAACCAGAAAGCCGGAGAUAAGUCAUCUUUAUCUUCUAUUAUUCCUGGAUAUAAUUAUAUAAAUAAAAGUGUCAAAACUCUUUUAUGGGAACUUGAGAGAUUAUUUUCAAUACGAAAAAUCGAUCGUAAAAAUAAUGGAAAUAAUGGAAAAAUCGAUGCAAUUAAGUCAAAAUUAUCAAAGCAGAAAUCUUCAAAUUAUUUAUCAAAUCGGUGGUCAAAAAUGAAUUUGCGGAAAUUUCUUAGUGAAAAGAUGGCCAUAUCGGAUAAAAAGAUUAAACCAACGAAUUUUGGUCGAUAUCGUGAUUCUCGCGAUAUAAAUCAUCUGAAAAACAUAUCGCAGCUGAACCGAAGGUGGCCUUUACCACCAUUUUAUCGUAAAGAACGGAUGAGCAGCAGAUUUCACAAAAAUGAGCACUGGAAAUAUAUGUCAAAGUUUAUGUGCCGGCGGAUAUCUCAAAAACAUCAUAAACGAACAAAUCGAUUAAGCAUAUCAAAUCCAUUAAAUCAAUUGCGUUGCAAUUUAAGAAUGAAACGCUCUGUCUGGCAAACUUUUCGAAAAGGUUUCAUUUAUGUGCACAGUAUAUAUUAUUAG